Physella acuta is the source of this 3448-nucleotide messenger RNA. RefSeq names its product F-box and leucine-rich repeat protein 13-like. Gene Ontology annotation, biological process: SCF-dependent proteasomal ubiquitin-dependent protein catabolic process. Gene Ontology annotation, cellular component: SCF ubiquitin ligase complex. NCBI's taxonomy places the organism in Eukaryota, Metazoa, Mollusca, Gastropoda, Physidae. Gene Ontology annotation, molecular function: protein binding. The record is from RefSeq and is a predicted model, not a curated record.
UAGAUCUACAAGCUGAUUUUUUUUAGAGUUUAUUGAAAAAUGGAGUGUUUACCAUCAGAGUUGAUCACACAUAUUCUAAGAUUUCUUAGUUUUUCUGAUCGUCAGGAGGCAUCUCUUGUUUGUAAGAAUUGGUACAGUGCAUCACUGCAUCCACUUUUGCAGAAAAAUGUUGUAGUAAAAUGCAAGCCCCCAGAAAAAGAUGCUCUGCCAUUUGGUUUAAUAACGCAAAGGUUGACCCAUAUAGAUUUUGGAGACUGGGGCACCCGGUCAAUCUCAGAAGAAAACCUUGUGUCUCUGUUAAGCAAAUGUUCAAGUUUAAUUGUACUGGACUUAUCUCGCUGUGACCAUCUGUUUUUGUCUGGCCGGUUGUUGGCCGGGGAACUGGAUAGGAAUGCCCUGAAGAAGUCGCUGAUUAACGUCAGAGAAUUGAAGUUGGAAUGUCUGAGGCACAUGACAGAUGUCACGUUUCUAAGGCUUGUGAGUGUUUUACCAAAUAUUCAGAAAAUUUCUCUAGCUUCAACCCAAAUCAUUUUUGGCAGUACCAACUACAACUUUGACCCCAGCAGCCCUGUGAUGCUCCAGUUUUCAACCAUCUUGAAGUUUGUUUAUGAGAGGUCAAAGAGAAUAAAAGCGAUCGAUCUCGGCUACACCAACAUACCUAAUAACGCCCUGGAUACACUGGCAAAGAUUGAUGGCUUGGUCUUAGAUGAAAUUUCACUCAAGAGCUGUCAAGAAAUUUCUGACAAAGGGCUAGUUAUGUUUGUUUCAAAGCAACAAUCUUUGAAAAUUUUGAAUAUAAGUGAUUGUAAAGAGAUUGGGAAAAGCAAAUCUUUUUUUAGCUAUCUUGCUAAAUGCCUCCCACAGCUCCAUACCCUUAAGUUGAGGAAGUGCCCCAAGUUGGGUGAAUGUGAUAUUGAAUCGCUUGGCGACUUUAAAUCACUUUCUAACCUAGAUCUUGGUGAAGCUAUAAACCUGCAUGAUAAAGACCUAAUCAAAGGUCUGUGCAGUAAAGGGCCUCGCUUGUCUAGCCUGUUUAUGCCAUUUUGUCCUGAUAUCCAUGAUGAGUUCGUCAUUCAACUGUGCAACAGUAAUUAUGCGUUAAUUCACCUAGAUCUGAGCUCAUGUUUGAAGCUUACAGAUUCUGCAGUUCAUGCAAUUACCAGAACUCUCACUAUGCUGCAAACACUUCGUCUCCCUUAUUGCAGGGAAAUCUCAGAUGUUGGAAUACUAGGUUAUAUACCAGAAAAUGGAAUUGUUCCCAAGUUUUCUUUUGAUUUUGACCACGAUGGAUGUCCCUGUACUCGGGAAAGAGAAAGCAAAAUAUUUCGCAAGCCGCAAGGUUUGAUAAAAGAACACAGAUCUUGUCUUGCCAAAGCCCAUGCCAGUUUAGAAAAAGGAGAAAAGAUGUUCAUGCUUUCAAACUUGGAGCGUCUUCAAGUUCUUGAUCUUUCAUCUUGUUCAAGGCUUACAGAUUUGGCUUUGGCUGAAGCAGUAAAGUUUAAAGAGCUGCGCAGUCUUUUCCUGAAUGGUUUGCCCAGAGUGGUUGACAAAACGUUGGCAGUGAUUGCCCACCACAAUCCAAGCCUGGAAGAUGUGAACAUCAGAGCCAGUAAAAUCACAGAUACAGCUGUUGGCGAGAUCAUUAACCAUUGUCCUCGUCUGAAAAGCCUGGAUAUAAGUCAGUGUGAUGGCAUCACUGAUACAUGUCUAAAAAUCAUUUCACAGAAAGGCAAAAGGCUUCGACACCUGGAUGUCUCCUUUUCCAACCUAACACCACAAGCUGUGGCUGAUCUGGAGUCUCGUUUGCCAAAUCUAAAAGUGGUUUUCAAGCCCCACCUUUAUUAACUGGUACCUGUUAAUAUUAUUUUAACAGAACCAAGAAAUUUACCAAUAAUUUUAAUUAUACCAAGGUAAAGGAUCUUUUCUGUAACUAUAAAAUAUAUUUUAAACGGCAUAGCACUACUUUAAAUUUUUAACCAUGUAAAUGUAAUACACAAAUAAAUAUAUAAAUAACUUGUAUAAAACAUGUUUACACACUUUUCACCAGUAUAAAUAUGUAAAUGAGAUUGUGUAAAUGGCUGUCUUGUUGAUAUCUAAAAAAUUAACUUUAUUCCCCGUUUAAAAGCACAUACUGAUCUGUUAAUAUACUUUUAAGCCUUUUGUUACAUAUUGUUUUUAUCAUUUUCCAGGUAUUAUUUGACAAGAUUUUUUAAAUUUUAUUUUGACUUUUUUAAUUCUGAUCUAUUGUAUUUCAUUCCUUUACUUGGCAUUAUUGAUGAAAAUAUUUGUGUACAUUGCUAUCAGGUCUGUUCAUACUAAAUACAUUUUACUUCACUGAUAUCUGUUAUGGGUCAAUUAUAUUUUUUGACAAAUAUUUUGUGUAUAUGUUACAAAAAUGUUGAUGGGAUAUGCUUAGAUUGACUCUUUGUGAUUGCACAUCAUUAGAAAUAAAAGUCUGAUCAAAGAUGACAGGAUCUUGAGGUAUAGAAUUUAAAUAAAUCACUUGUCAUGUUUUAAAUUAUUGGCUUUGUUAUUAAAUGUAGACAUGAUCUAGGAUAAAAUGUGUGCUUUAUAUACAUAUAAUUUUGCUUGCACACAAUCAUGUACAAAUGUUAUAGGCCUAUGUAUAUGUUUAUACAAUUAUGCACAUCUUACUUUAUUUUUGUAAAAGCUUUCAAAUCUGUGAUCCGUUGUUUUGUUCUUUUCUUUUUUUCAAAUAUUUCCAUGAUUUAUUUGUUACAAAAAAUAAACAAUAUUCUGACAUGUAAAUCCUUGAAAAUUAUUGUUAUAUGACAUUAUUGGACAAUGUUUCAUAUAUAUAUUUAUGAUAAAUUGAUGUACUUUAACUAGUAUCGUUUUGUUGAUCAUACUUUUUUUUUAAAGUUGUUAGGGGUAAUGACUAUAACUUUUAGAAUUAAUACAAGAUUUUUUUUUUACUUCUGUUGUGGUUGUACCCAAGUGUUUGAUUCGGGAAAAAAAAAUACAAUAUUGUUUCAUAUUGAUUUACACAAGAUACACAAUCUUAACCAGGAUUUUUAUAAUAAUUUUAGUUUGAUUUAUUUAUAUAUAUUUAUAUAUACCAAUAGUCAUAAUAUCUAGUAGUUCACUACAUUUAAAGGAGGCUGAAUCAGUUUAUAAAAAUAUAAGCGUGCCCAUUUUAUUUUUAACCUAAGAUAUCACUUAAAAUUAAAAUCACUAAUUUGAUAUAUUUAUAAAGCUAUUAUUUAAUUUAUUAUUGAAAAUUAAUCAAAACCUGAGUAAGUGUUCAAAAUAUUGAAGACAAAAAAAUGGGUGCGGUUUUAACAGACUUUUUACCAAGUGAUUUCAUGUAAUGUAGUACUGUGAAAUAACCAACGUUUGGUUUACAGGACCAGCUGUGAUUUAACAAGUUUUAGUAUAUAUUCACCUUUUAUUUAUUUGUUGCUUAUACAAAUAAAAAACACAAACG